AUGGUUGGUGCGAAGAAACUUUUGGUCAGUGCUUGGCUCUUGCCAGCAGCCUAUGGUGCUUUCUCAACAUCCACCACAACGGCCUCGGGCACUCGCUCUACCGCUGCUUCUUCGACCUCUUCGGGUGGAUGGUCUCAAUUUACCAUUCCAGCUGGCGCCGAUACUGGCGUUCAGCUGAUUGCCAAUAUUAAUGACCCUGAAGCCGUCGACGCGCAGUCGGUUUGUCCCGGGUACAAGGCAUCAAACAUCAAGGAAUCUGCUCGCGGAUUGACCGCUACUUUGACGUUAGCCGGAAAGCCAUGCAACGUCUACGGCAUCGAUGUUGACUCGUUGAACUUUUCCAUCGAGUACCUUGCUAAUGACCGCCUCAACGUUCAAAUCCUCCCGACCUAUCUCGAUUCUUCGAACUACUCUUGGUUCGUGUUGGAUGAGCUUGUCGUUCCCCGGCCCACUUCCAACCAUCGUUCUUCAAAGAAGCAUAGUGAUCUUGAGAUCACCUGGUCAAAUGAACCCUCUUUUAAUUUCAAAGUGACCCGCAAGGCUACCCGCGAUGCCAUCUUCGAUACAACUGGUUCGGUCCUGGUGUUUGAGAACCAGUUUAUUGAGUUUGUUACCUCCCUGCCGAAGGAUUAUAACUUAUAUGGCAUUGGAGAGCACAUCCAACAGCUACGCCUCUUGAGAAAUCUCACAUUGACUCUUUAUGCGUCGGAUAUUGGUGACCCUAUUGAUGAUAAUGUUUACGGCUCUCAGCCUUUCUACCUUGAUACUCGCUACUAUGAAGUUAGCCACAAUGGUCACCACACCCUGGUUGCAAGUGAUCAGGCCGAUCAGUCCAAAGACUAUGUUUCCUUCUCGCACGGUGUCUUCUCUAGAAAUGCCCAUGGUCAGGAGAUCGUCAUGAAUCCCGAGGGCCUGAAGUGGCGCACCCUGGGAGGUAGCAUAGAUCUCACUUUCUACUCGGGUCCUAGCCAAGCGGACGUGACCAAAAACUAUCAGCUGAGCACCAUUGGCUUGCCAGCAUUGCAGCAGUACUUUACUUUUGGCUUCCACCAAUGCCGCUGGGGUUACAAUAACUGGACUCAGCUUGAAGAGGUUGUCUCCAACUUUGACAAGUUUGAAAUUCCGCUCGAGACUAUCUGGAAUGACAUUGAUUAUAUGCAUGGUUACCGCGACUUUGACAAUGAUCAACAACGUUACCCCUACAGUGAGGGUGAGAAGUUCAUAGAUAAGCUGCACAGCAGUGGUCGUCAUUAUGUUCCUAUCAUAGACGCGGCUAUCUACAUUCCAAACCCCAAGAACGUCUCUGAUGUCUAUGAUACCUACACCCGUGGACACAAGGAUGACGUCUUCCUGAAGAAUCCUGAUGGAAGUGAAUACAUUGGCGCUGUCUGGCCCGGCUACACUGUCUUCCCCGACUGGCACAAUCCUAAGACAGGCGAUUUCUGGGCAAAUGAGAUCGUUACCUGGCACAAGAAAAUAGCCAUUGAUGGCAUCUGGAUUGAUAUGAACGAGGUUUCUUCCUUCUGCGUUGGCAGCUGCGGAUCUGGAAACCUUAGCAUGAACCCAUCUCACCCUCCGUUUGCACUGCCUGGAGAGUCUGGCAACGUUAUUUAUGACUACCCGGAAAAUUUUGAGGUCAGCAACAAGACCGAGGCUGCAUCUGCAUCUACAGCGGCGUCCAGACAGGCUGCCGCUGCCACCGGCGGCUCUGUCUCUUCGUCCACCUCUUAUCUGCGGACCACACCCACUGCGGGAGCACGCAACAUCAACUACCCGCCAUAUGUGAUCAACCAUGACCAAGAUGGCCACGAUCUCAGCGCGCAUGCCGUGUCCCCGAAUGCCACUCACUCAGAUGGUGUCCAAGAAUACGAUGUGCACAAUCUCUUCGGUCAUCAAAUACUCAACGCCACCUACCAUGGCCUGCUAAAAGUCGAUAAAAAGAAGCGUCCUUUCAUCAUCGGCCGCUCAACGUUCGCAGGAUCUGGUAAAUGGGCCGGCCAUUGGGGUGGUGACAAUGCCUCUAGGUGGGCAUAUAUGUUUUUCUCUAUUCCCCAAGCCCUCUCAUUCUCCCUCUUUGGAAUUCCUAUGUUCGGCGUCGACACAUGUGGCUUCAAUGGCAACACCGACGAAGAACUCUGCAACCGCUGGAUGCAACUAUCAGCUUUUUUCCCCUUCUACCGCAACCACAACACCCUGUCCGCAAACUCGCAAGAGCCCUACGUCUGGGAAUCCGUUACAGCUGCCGCUAAAUCCGCCAUGAAGAUCCGCUACGCAAUCCUCCCCUACUUCUAUACCCUCUUCCACGAGGCCCACACAACCGGCUCCACUGUCAUGCGCGCCUUGGCCUGGGAAUUCCCUACAGACCCCUCCCUCGCCGCAGUCGACACUCAGUUCCUCCUCGGCCCAUCAAUCAUGGUCGUCCCCGUGCUGGCCCCGCAAGCGACUUCUGUCAAGGGCAUCUUUCCGGGCCUCAAGCACGGCGAGGUCUGGUACAACUGGUACACUCAGACAGCCGUGGAAGCAAAGCCAGGUGUCAACACCACCAUCCCCGCCCCGCUCGGCAAUAUUCCCGUUUUCGUACGUGGGGGUAGCGUUUUGCCAAUGCAGGAGCCAGCUUUGACUACAAAGGAGGCACGUGCCACGCCCUGGUCUUUGCUUGUCGCCCUUGGUGUCAAUGGAGCUGCUUCCGGGCAGCUAUAUCUCGAUGAUGGAGAGAGCAAUGCUCCGGAUGAGACACUUGAUGUUACUUUCAAGGUCAAGGGCUCCAUUUUGAGUGCCAGUGCGAGUGGUAACUGGGAGGAGUCGAAUCCUCUCGCUACUGUAACUGUUCUUGGUGUGUCUAAGAAGCCUGGCGAUGUUAAUUUUGGUGGUCGACCUGUGCCAGCUUCUGGGGUACAGUAUAAUGCUACCUCCCAUGUCUUGUCUAUUAGUGGCUUGCAAAAGUUGACAAAGAAAGGUGCUUUCAGCGAGGAUUGGACAUUGAAGUGGUAG
Messenger RNA from Penicillium digitatum Pd1, 2991 nucleotides. RefSeq names its product glycoside hydrolase family 31 protein. NCBI's taxonomy places the organism in Eukaryota, Fungi, Ascomycota, Eurotiomycetes, Eurotiales, Aspergillaceae. The record is from RefSeq and is a predicted model, not a curated record. Gene Ontology annotation, molecular function: hydrolase activity, hydrolyzing O-glycosyl compounds; carbohydrate binding. Gene Ontology annotation, biological process: carbohydrate metabolic process.